Enhydra lutris kenyoni (northern sea otter) is the source of this 4146-nucleotide messenger RNA. RefSeq names its product PAS domain containing serine/threonine kinase. Gene Ontology annotation, biological process: intracellular signal transduction; negative regulation of glycogen biosynthetic process; protein phosphorylation. Gene Ontology annotation, molecular function: ATP binding; protein serine/threonine kinase activity. The record is from RefSeq and is a predicted model, not a curated record. Gene Ontology annotation, cellular component: nucleus; cytoplasm; cytosol. The transcript is spliced from 17 exons. The coding region runs from base 121 to 4107 and encodes 1328 amino acids. NCBI's taxonomy places the organism in Eukaryota, Metazoa, Chordata, Mammalia, Carnivora, Mustelidae.
GAACACCCUGCAUGCCCGGCCUCCUUCUUCGUCCUGUCUUCGCGGCUCUCUUCCCAGACGACGGCGGCGCCUUAGCGCGGAGCCCGGGCUACGGUUGCUCCCCUGGCCAGCAGGCUCCCGAUGGAGGACGGAGGCUCCCCUGAGAGCCCGGCUGUGCGGACUGCCACUGAGCCCAGCGAGUCCCUGUCCUCAGCCCACAGACACCUGAGCAGAAGGAAUGGGCUUUCGAAGCUCUGCCAGAGCAGGAUGGGCCUCUCCGAAGACAAAUGGAACUCCUAUUGUCUGUCGUCUUUGGCUGCCCAGAGCAUCUGCACCAGCAAACUACAUUGCCUGGUGCCGCCAGAGCAGACCGACCUGGCCGGGUCCCUGGGCAGUGCGUCCUGCUGCUCCCUGCUGCGGGGCUUGUCUUCGGGGUGGUCCAUGCCCCUGUUCCCGACCCCCGUGUGCAACCCAAACAAGGCAGUGUUCACCGUGGACGCCAAGACCACAGAGAUCCUGGUUGCCAACGACAAGGCUUGCCAGCUCCUGGGGCACAGCAGCCAUGACCUGAUCGGCCAGAAGCUCACGCAGUUCUUCCUGAGGCCUGAUUCCGAUGUGGUGAAGGCCCUCAGCGAAGAGCACAUGGAGGCUGAUGGCCGAGCCGCUGUUGUGUUUGGUACAGUGGUGGACGUCGUGGGUCGCAGUGGGGAGAGGAUCCCGGUGUCUGUGUGGAUGAAGAAGGUGAAGCAGGAGCACAGCCUGUGCUGUGUGGUCGUACUGGAGCCUGUGGAGCGGGUGUCGGCCUGGGUCGCUUUCCAGAGCGAUGGCACCAUAACAUCCUGCGAUAGCCCGUUCGCUCUCCUGCACGGGUACACGUCUGGGGAGGAGGUGCUUGGGCAGCCCAUCACAGACUUGAUCCCUUCUGUGCAGCUCCCUACCCCUGGCGAGCCUGUCCCCCAGAAUCUCAAGAUUCAGAGGUCUGUCGGGAGAGCCAAGGAUGGCACCACCUUCCCUCUGAGCUUAAAACUGAAAUCUCAGUCCAGCAGUGAGACGGUGGAAGAUGACCGCACCAUCCCCAAGUGGGGUUACUCAGCGUCCAUCUGGGUCUUCUCCACCAUCAGCGGCCUCAUCACCCUCCUGCCUGACGGAACCAUCUAUGGCAUCAACCACAGCUUUGCUCUGAUGCUAUUUGGUUAUGGGAAGACUGAGCUCCUGGGCAAGAAUAUCACUUUCCUGAUUCCCGGCUUCUACCAUGGCAUGGGCCUCGCGUGUGACACUUCCUUCCCACUGCCAGACAUGGCCGACCAGAGUGGGCCUGGGGUGACAAGCCUGGGCCCCCGGCAGAGCCGGAACCGGGCUGGCACGGGCGUGGAUCCAAGGGCUCCCAGUGCAUCUGUUGGAGAGCACGUUCUGCCACAAGGGGAGACCCUAGAGCCAGUGGAAAGAAGCCAAGAAGACUUCCCUAGGACCUGGGCCCAAGCUGACCCUGGAGGCCGCCUCCCUUCUUCCCUCCCAUGUCUGCCCACUCCAGGAGUGGACAGUAUCCUAGAAGGAGGCCCACCAGCCCAGGAACGGUCCUCACCCGAGGACCAGCGAGACAUCCCAGAAGGAAUCCCACCAGCCCAGGAAAGGUCCUCACCCGAGGACCAGCGAGACAUCCCGGAAGGAAUCCCACCAGGCCAGGAAUGGUCCUCAUCCGAGGACCAGCGAGACAUCCCGGAGGGAAGCCCACCAGACCAGGAAUGGUCCUCACUUGAGGACCAGCGAGACAUCCCAGAAGGAAGCCCACCAGCCCUUACUCAACAGUCAUCACCCAAAGACCAGCCGAAUCCUCUUUUGGAGAAAGAGAAAUCUGCAACCCCAGAGAGCCAGAGACAGGAUCUUGUGGAAAGAAGUGGGUCUGACCCAGUGGACACAUGGAUGUCUGCUUCCUGUGAAGCAUCUGAGGACAGGAGCGGGCAGACUGAAAUGAGUAGGCUGUAUCAGGAGGCACAGCCAGAGUGGACAAGUUCGAGCAGUGCCCAUCAUUCAAACUGUUGGGUUGAUUCCUUCACGUCCAAGCCCCAUGCCACAGGCCAGCUGGCAGGGGAGGGCCUCCUGCUGCCCUGCCCUGGAUAUGGGGGUGAGCAGAGCACGCAGUCAGGAAGCCCCCCCGGGACAGCACGACUCCCGUUCUCCACACCUGCCCUAGAUGAGCUGUGGGUGGCCGUGGAGAAUGACCGCGAGGAGCUACAGACCUGCUUGAUUAAGGAGCAGCUGUCCAAGUUGAGCCUUGUGGGACCGCUGGGAGUCUCCUACACUGAGCUGGCCCCAGCAGAGCACCCCCGAUGCUCUGCCCCUGUGUCCUUGUGUGACCUGGGAAGCAGAGGCCUGUCUAGCCGAGCGGGCAGCUCCUCAGCCUGCUAUGCUCUGGCCACAGACCUCCCUGGUGUCCGGGACACAGUACAGGCCCAGGAGGCUGAUGGGAAUGCUUUCUCCUGGAACCUCAAGGAGCUCUUUCUCGAUGAAUGGACAGAUCGAACUUCCUCCAACUGUUCCUACGCCACGUCUGAGCUUGUGGGGACGCCGUCUCCUUCGCCGGUGGGCUCUGAUGCAGACAUGAGUGGUCUGCACUGGCAGGGAUCCGAUGUUCUGGAUGACCGAGAACUGCUGCUCCUGACUGGCACUUACUUCGAUCUUGGGGAGGCUCGGCAGUUUCACGAGAGCCAUCUGGUGCCGGAUCUGGUAGAGCCCUCUGAGACGUGUCUGGUGUCCUCGGAACACUAUGAAGUCAGCGGCAGAGAGAGCCAUGCCUGUAUCCUUCCCACGCUGGGGGCUGGCCCCGUAGAUGUGUGUCCAGCAGAAGAGCCCCGGCUAAGCUUCCAGGUCACCUCAACGCCUGUGAGAGCGGACAGCCCAGCGACAUCUGGGGCCACCUGCGUGCAGCAGGAGAUCCAGGAGGGGACCUAUGCCGGCAGCUGCCACCACCGGGACGGAGCUCAGCUGAGUGUGCAGUUUGAGGUGAAGCGGGUAGAGCUCCAGGGCUCCUCGACCCUGUUCUGCUGCUGGCUCGUGAAAGACCUGCUGCACAGCCACUGGGACUCGGCCACGCGCACGCGCCUGCUCCUGGCCAGCCUGCCCAGCUCCAGCCACUCCAUGUGCGAGCUUUCUGGACCCAGCGUAGGGGAGAUACUCAGAAGCAAGCCCUGGUUUGAGGAGCCCCCGAAGGCUGUGGAGCUGGAGGGGCUGGCGGCCUGUGAGGGCGCCUACUCCCACAAGUACAGCACGCUGAGCCCGCUGGGCAGCGGUGCCUUUGGCUUCGUCUGGACUGCGGUGGACAAGGAAGCCAACAAGGAGGUGGUGGUGAAGUUUAUUAAGAAGGAGAAGGUUUUGGAGGAUUGUUGGAUCGAGGAUCCCAAACUUGGGAAAGUUACUUUGGAGAUUGCGAUUCUGUCCAGGGUGGACCACGCCAAUAUCAUCAAGGUUUUAGAUGUAUUUGAAAACCAAGGGUUCUUUCAGCUGGUGAUGGAGAAGCAUGGCUCUGGUCUGGACCUCUUUGCCUUCAUUGACCUCCAUCCCAACCUUGAUGAGCCCCUGGCGAGUUACAUCUUCCGACAACUAGUGGCGGCAGUGGGCUACCUGCGCUCCAAGAACGUCAUUCACCGGGACAUCAAGGACGAGAACAUCGUCAUUGCCGAGGACUUCACAAUCAAGCUCAUCGACUUUGGCUCUGCCGCCUACUUGGAGAAGGGCAGACUGUUUCACACGUUCUGUGGGACGAUCGAGUACUGCGCCCCUGAAGUCCUCAUGGGAAACCCAUACAAGGGGCCAGAGCUGGAGAUGUGGUCUCUGGGGGUCACACUGUACACGCUGAUCUUUGAGGAGAACCCCUUCUGCGAGCUGGAGGAGACCAUGGAGGCCACGAUCCACCCCCCAUACCUGGUGUCGGAAGAUCUCAUGAACCUCAUGUCCGGGCUGCUGCAGCCUGUCCCCGAGCAGCGCACCACUCUGGAGAAGCUGGUGACAGACCCCUGGGUGACACAGCCUGUGAAUCUUGCUAACUACACCUGGGAUGAGGUGUGUCGCAUGAACAAGCCAGGUAAGACGCAUGACAUGUGCAAAGAAGGUAAGGAGGAGUUUCCCAGGUGAUCUUCCUGGGUCUGGGGAGGAGGCAGCUCCCUCCUCCAU